CCGACAAUGAAGAAAAUUAUGAGUGGAGAGAUCAAUGGGAAGGCCAAGAUUGUGCUUUCUGGACCUUCAAACAGUACUAGUUCAAUGGUGGCAGCAAUAUGUUAUACAUGGUUGAUGGAGAAUAGGAUGAAGGCUGAUAAUGAGGGAAGAGGGAGUGAAGGAACUAAUGGGGAAUUACUGGUGCCUGUGAUGAAUAUGAGGAGAGGGAAAAUGUGGAAGCAGAAGCAAGCUGCUUGGCUUUUUCACCAUGUUGGUAUUGAUGCUUCUGCUUUACUUUUCUCUGAUGAGGUGGAUUUGGAAACGUUAAUGAUGACUAAGAAGUUGAGCAUCCUCAUCAUUGGCGAAGACAUUCUCCAAAAAAAUGGCGAGGUUGGAUCUGCAUGUACCAUUCUUACCGACAACUACUGCGAGGAUGCCUAUGAUUUGCUCCAAACCCCCAUGCUGAAGAAACUUCUGCUUGCAGGUAUUCUAUUAGACACACAAAACUUGAAUCCAUCUGCUAAGUUGUCUAUGACUAGAGAUUCAGAGGCAAUUCAACUGCUCCUAGUAGGAUCAGCUCCCACUUACAGAAAUUCUCUAUUUGAUCAAUUGAUGCAAGAUCAAAGAGAUGACGCUUUCUCUGGAGUUUUGCAGAAAAAUUAUGUCAAGCCUCCUACUGAGUGUAACAAUAGCAAGGGAUCAACACUAGAUCAGCAAAUUUCUGAUAAAAAUACUGAUCAAGAAGGGGUAGCCCCAGUUGCAGAUAAAAGUCCUAAGGACGCGCAAAAUGCUAAAGCAAACACAGUGUCGCCAAAGCCAGGUAAACCUAUACCAACACCUACAAAAUCUCCUGCAGUAACACCAGCUAAAGCACCUGAUACCAAUCGUGGAAAGAAUACUUUCUUCUUGGCAAAAUGGUUCGGAUUUGGCUCGAAAUGAAAACAAAAGAGAUCCAUGUUGUCAUUGAAUUAUCGGUGUGAUGGUGUGCUGUUUAAAGUUUUAUGAUUCUUUGUGAAG
This is a messenger RNA of Coffea arabica (coffee), 996 nucleotides long. RefSeq lists its product as uncharacterized. Gene Ontology annotation, cellular component: cytoplasm. Lineage: Eukaryota; Viridiplantae; Streptophyta; Magnoliopsida; Gentianales; Rubiaceae. The record is from RefSeq and is a predicted model, not a curated record. Gene Ontology annotation, molecular function: exopolyphosphatase activity.